AUGCAGCGGCGCUUCUCAUCUCUGGAGGUGCAGCUCAGCGUCGUCUGCUCACUGCUGCUGGUUUGCUGUGUCGCCCUGAUUGCCCUCUGCUGGACGAGCCUGCAGCCUGCAGGCAGCGCCCCGGCCGUGCUCGGCGGACGGAUGGCGAUCACGGGUGGCGUCGUCUUCACAGAGCAGCUGAGCAAUUCCAGCAGCUUGCAGUUCAAAUCCCUGGCAUACGAUGUCCAACAGCUGGUGGCGGAGGCGUUUGAGCGUGGCGACCUCAGAGACGACUUCAAGGCCUGUCAGGUUGUGCGCUUCAGCAAGGGCAGUGUGGUGGUGACCUUUGACCUUUGGUUCCAUCAGCCUAUUGAUGGAAAAGAGGCGGAGCAGGAGCUGAGGGCGGGGCUUCAGGAUACUGUGACGGAGGGCCUAGUGAUUGACAGCAGCAGCAUCCAAAUCACAGGGCCGUGUCCUCCUGCUCAGAUGCCGUGUGGCGAUGCGUCCACAUGCAUUCCCACAAUUCAGUUCUGUGACGGAGCCUACGACUGUCCUGACGGCUCGGACGAAGACGCCGCUCUCUGUGCAACGGCGUGUGACGGACAGUUCGUCCUGCUGGGGCCGAGCGGCUCGUUCCGCUCGGGGAACUUCCCUCAGCCCUACAACAGCAGCAGCUCCUGUCGCUGGAUCAUACGAGUCCAGCGAGGCCUUUCUGUGGAGGUGAGCUUCCAGCAGUUUGAGACGGAGGAGGACAGCGACACGCUGCGUCUGUACGAGGGGAUCGGACCGGACAAACACCUCGUAGCGGUGUUGUCAGGCUCCACCCCCCCUGGGACUGUGUGGCUGCUAUCCGACCAAUCAACUGUGGAGUUUUCUUCUGAUGACUACAACAACCUAUCAGGGUUCAACGCCACCUACAGUGCAGCCAACACCUCCAGCCUCUCCAAUGAGGAGAAGCUGACCUGUUCCUUUGAGCAAGGCAUGUGCUUCUGGAGGCAGGAAGGAGACGACGAAGGAGAUUGGAUUCGAACCAGCGGCCCGACCUUCCCUCCCUUCACCGGGCCGAGUGUUGACCACACCCUGGGCAACGCGUCAGGUCACUACAUCGUCACUCCUCUGAGCCCUGGCCAAUGGGAGAGGAGCUUCCGGAUCCGCAGCCUCCCUCUGACUCCGCCCACCCAGCCCAUGUGCCUUCGGUUUUGGUACCACAUGUUUGGCGAGGACGUCCACCGGCUGAGGGUUCUGCUGGUGGGACACUUGCCGCCCGGCGUUGAGGCAGCGGUUACCGUGCUGUUUCAGAGAGACGGUAACUACGGCGACAACUGGAACUACGGGCAGGUCACCCUGAACCUGACGGCCGAGGCGACGGUGAUGUUUGAAGCUCUGAAGAAAGGAGGGAUGAGGAACGACAUCGCUCUGGAUGACAUCGUUCUGACCGCCGCUUCCUGUGGCGUGGCCCCCCCUGACCCGACCACCAUCCCCCCGCCCACCACCGCCCCCCCCAUGCCUGUGGACUGCGGCGGGCCCUUUGACCUCUGGGAGCCAAACUCCACCUUCAGCUCUCCAAACUACCCACAAUCCUAUGGGAACAGGGCUAACUGUGUGUGGACUCUUCACGCCAGAGAGGGCUGGAACAUCCGGCUGCACUUCCUGGAUCUGGACGUGGAGGCGACCUAUGACAUCGUAGAAGUCCGGGAUGGGGCGGGGCCAAACUCUGCUUUGCUGGGUGUCUUCACUGGCAGUCCAAGCCCCUCCCCUGACCUGUUCUCAACAGCCAAUCAGAUGACUGUGAGGUUCUACACUGACAAAUCAGGACACGGCAGAGGAUUCAAAGCCAACUUCACCUCUGGCCUCAACCUCGGGGUGCCAGAGCCGUGUCCAGCAGCUCAGUUCCGGUGCGGGACGGGACGCUGUAUCCACGGUAACGGUCAGUGUGACGGUGUCGUUGACUGUCCUGACGCCUCUGAUGAAGCCGACUGCGUCCAUGUGUCACAGGUGAACGGCUCCAGUCGCCUGCAGGUGCAGCGCCACACUUCACUGUUCACAGUCUGUGCUCAAGACUGGAACACACACCUGUCCAACCUCACCUGCACCUACCUGGGAUACAGGUCGGGGAGGGCGACGCUGCUGCCGGCGCUGCCCGGCGACUCGCCGUUUGCAACCGUGAGCAGCGACCGCAACGGAUCCCUGGAGCUCAACGUCAGUGAAACCUGUGCAGGUGAACGAGUGAUUUCACUGAGUUGUGACAACCAGCCUUGUGGUGUGCGUCUGGUCUCCACGGAGAUGGGCGGCAGAGGACUGACAGACCAAUCAGGAGGGAGGAGGCACAGCCAAGGUUUCCGAGUGGUGGGGGGGGUGGACGCCGUGAAGGGGGCGUGGCCUUGGCUGGUGUCUCUGUAUUGGCGAGGGCGUCACGUGUGCGGAGCCUCUCUGAUUGGCCGGCAGUGGCUGCUGACGGCGGCACACUGCGUGUUCGGUAAGAACCUUCAUCUCCAGUUGUGGAGGGCGACACUCGGCCUCCACUCCCACAGCGACCAGGGCCCGGACGUCCAGACCCGACUCAUCGAUCACGUCGUCAUCCACCGACGGUACAACAGGCAGACCAAGCAGGCCGACGUCGCCAUGAUGCACCUCCAGACGCCGGUCCACUUCUCCGACUACGUCCAGCCGGUGUGUUUACCUCGGGACAAUCAGCAGUUUGAAGCAGGAAGGAAAUGUUUCAUCGCUGGAUGGGGAGCAGAAGCUGAGCAGGGUCCUUCAGCUGAUGUUCUGCAGGAGGCCCAGGUUCCUCUGGUUCCUCAGGUUCAGUGUCAGCUUCAGUUACCAGAAUACAACAUCACAUCCAGCAUGCUGUGUGCUGGCUACCCCGAGGGAGGCAUCGACUCCUGCCAGGGCGACUCUGGAGGUCCACUGAUGUGUUUGGAGGACGGACACUGGACACUGAUCGGUGUGACAUCGUUUGGGGUCGGCUGUGGUCGACCUCAGAGACCUGGAGUUUAUGCCCGUGUCUCCUCCUUCGCCUCGUGGAUUGCCCAGACCAGACGCUCCUCCCCCCCCUCGUCCCGGGACAGGGAGCAGAGAGGAGCAGUUUGUUUGUAUUCUGCUGGGAUCUGAGCUGUUUCCUCCUCGCCUCGUUAAAAUUGCGCUUCACUUUAAAGAAAACAAGACACGCUCAGGGUUUCUGUGUCAGUCUGAGUAACCCUGGUAACCCCCCCCCUCAACACACACACACACACACACACACACACAGGCUCUGGCUGAGGCCCCGGUGCCCUGUUUUAGUUUAGCUAGCAGUGUGUGUGUGUGUGUGUUAUUAAAUGACUCACAGAGGGUAAAGCAGGAAAUGACACCUGAGCCACUUUUUUUCCUGAUUUUUUUUUUAAUGUUUCAGAAUUUUUGGUCAUUGCUCGUCACCUUCUCCUCCAUGUUUGUGAAAGAAAUCGAGUGAGUUCGCUCGUCGUGGCUUCUUCCUGGAACAAGGCGGAGUCGGAACUUCAUCACACCAAAACUUUAUUUCGAUCAAACGGGAAUAAAACACGGCGGUGCUGUGUGUUCGUACAGAGUGCCUGCAGUGCCCCCUGGUGGUUUGGAAAGGCAAAUGAGAUAAUAAAUGACACUAACAGUGAA
Myripristis murdjan (pinecone soldierfish) is the source of this 3606-nucleotide messenger RNA. RefSeq names its product transmembrane serine protease 15 (gene tmprss15). Lineage: Eukaryota; Metazoa; Chordata; Actinopteri; Holocentriformes; Holocentridae. Gene Ontology annotation, molecular function: serine-type endopeptidase activity; protein binding. The transcript has 26 exons. The record is from RefSeq and is a predicted model, not a curated record. Bases 1 to 3093 code for a protein of 1030 amino acids. Gene Ontology annotation, biological process: proteolysis. Gene Ontology annotation, cellular component: membrane.